Molecule: messenger RNA, 2820 nt
Organism: Peronospora farinosa
Lineage: Eukaryota; Oomycota; Peronosporomycetes; Peronosporales; Peronosporaceae
Source: the annotation of a GenBank genome assembly
AUGGCCAAAGACGACACUUUACGUAAAUCGCGUCGUUCUAAUGGCUUCUCCCGUCGACGUCGACGCACCAACAGCGAUGAAAAUGUAUCGUCUACAUCAAAAAACACUGACGAUCAGUCUCAUACUGAAAUUAUCCCGGAUUUUCGCUCCAAACGCACGUUAAAAGCUGCUUCAGACGAGAGCAAACUCACACCGGAAGAACGCGAACGAUUACGUGAUCGUGAAGAACGGGACGCUUUUGCUGAACGAUUACGUCAACGUGAUGAGAAUCGCACGAAGCACAAGCGAAAGGCAGAGGACAUUGAAGCCUCACAAGUUGCAGGAGGUCUCACAAGCGACGAGAUCAAGCAAUUGGCCAAAAGAGGGACAAUUGAAGACGAACAGAGUGUUCUAAGUGAUAAGCUCAAGAGAUUAAGGGAGCUCAGUCGACAGGAAUAUCUUAAAAAGAGAGAAGAGAAGGAACUGGAGCUACUGGAGUUCCAGCUAAAAGAUGAGGAUGUCCUAUUUGAAGAGUCCCAGAAGUCUAAAAAAGAACAGGAACAACUGGAACUUAAUAAAAGGAUAUUAGAGACAGCUAAAGCCAGAUCGAAAAAGGACGAAGUCGAGGGGUAUCAGAUUCCUGAUUCUUAUGACGAAGUAGACGAUGAAGGCAAUCGAAUCCGCAAGAAAGAAGAGUUAUUGACAGAUCGAUAUGAAGAAGAAGAGAUUUGGAGCCAAAGACAAACACAAGAAAAAAAAGAGGAAGAGGACGAAUUUGUGUUUGAUGACCAGAUUGACUUUAUUUCGCAUCAAAUGCUGUCGGGACAUCAUGUGAGCGAGGAAGAUGUAAGGGAUGCGAGGAAAAAGAUGGAAGCGGCCAAGCAUUUGAGUAUGCAGGACGGUAGGAAACAGUUGCCAGUGUUUCCGUAUCGCGAAUCGCUGCUCGAGGCGAUUCGUAAUUAUCCUGUGGUUAUCAUAGAAGGAGAGACCGGGUCGGGUAAAACGACGCAGAUCCCACAAUAUCUGCACGAAGUGGGAUACUCAGAGCUGGGUAUUAUUGGCUGUACGCAACCUCGACGCGUUGCUGCAAUGAGCGUGGCAGCGCGUGUGGCGCAGGAGAUGGACGUUAAGCUGGGUAACGAAGUGGGUUACUCGAUCCGUUUUGAAGACUGCACUAGUGAUAUGACGGUGAUUAAGUAUAUGACGGAUGGUAUGCUGCUGCGCGAAUUCUUGACCGAGCCCGAUCUUAAGUCGUACAGUGUCAUGAUUAUCGAUGAGGCACACGAGCGCACUCUAAGUACGGAUAUCUUGUUCGGUCUCAUCAAGGAUAUUGCGCGCUUCCGAGAUGAUAUCAAGAUCAUUGUGGCUAGUGCGACGCUGGAUGCGACCAAGUUCAGCGCGUACUUUGAUGAUGCACCGAUCUUUAAGAUUCCUGGACGUAUGUAUCCUGUGGAUAUUCUGUACACGAAGGCCCCCGAGGCUGACUACCUGGAUGCUGCCAUCGUGACCGUGCUGCAGAUUCAUAUUACCCAGCCACUUGGAGACAUCCUUGUAUUCUUUACAGGUCAAGAGGAGAUCGAAGCAGCUGAAGAAAUCUUACUUCAGCGCACUCGGGGUCUUGGCUCUCGAAUACGAGAGUUGUUAAUUCGGCCGAUUUAUGCAACGUUACCCUCUGAACGCCAGGCAGAAGUGUUCGAGCCUACACCAGAGGGUGCUCGCAAAGUGGUGCUGAGUACAAAUAUUGCGGAGACGUCGCUCACUAUCGCUGGUAUCUGCUACGUGAUCGAUACAGGCUUUUGCAAACAGACCAACUACAAUGCACAGACCGGUAUGGAGUCCUUGCUGGUGGCUCCCGUCUCUCAAGCCAUGGCUAAUCAACGUGCUGGUCGAGCAGGCCGUACAGCUCCAGGCAAAUGCUUCCGUUUGUACACUGCGUGGUCGUACACGAACGAACUGGAUGCGAAUACCGUGCCUGAAAUUCAGCGCACGAACCUUGCAAGUGUAGUUCUGCUCAUGAAAUCGCUUGGCAUCAACGAUCUACUUCACUUCGACUUUAUGGACCCACCGCCCGAGAAGGCUCUAAUUCGCUCACUGGAACAGCUUUAUGCACUUGGCGCUUUGAAUGGCUUGGGUGAAUUAACAAAACUGGGGCGUCGCAUGGCCGAGUUCCCAUUAGAUCCUAUGAUGUCUAAAGCGCUGCUUGCGUCAGAGAAGUUUGGCUGCGUCGAAGAAGUAAUGACGGUCUGCGCCAUGCUGAGUGUAAACAACUCGAUCUUUUACCGGCCAAAGGACAAGGCAGUACAUGCUGACAACGCUCGACUCAACUUUACGCGAGGUGGCGGUGGUGACCACAUCACGCUGAUGAAUGUGUAUAACCAAUGGGUUGAGACAAACUAUUCCACUCAGUGGACGUACGAAAACUUUGUCAUCAUGCGCUCACUGAAGACUGCUCGUGACGUACGAGAGCAGCUAGAAGGUCUUUGUGACCGCGUGGAACUCGAGCGUACAAGCAACCGUAGUGACCACGAACCGAUCCGUAAAGCCAUAUGCGCAGGCUAUUUCUACAACACAGCGAAGCUGGACAACUCGGGACACUACAAGACGGUAAAGAAGGCACAGUCCGUGUACAUCCAUCCAAGCUCAUGCCUCAUCAAGCUCGAAGAAGUUCCGCGUUGGGUCGUAUAUCACGAACUGGCCUUCACGACGAAAGAGUACAUGCGCAGUGUGAUUCCGAUCAAGUCCGAGUGGCUAGUAGAACUUGCGCCGCAUUAUUAUAAAACCAAAGAAGUUGAAGACGCACGUACCAAGAAGAUGCCCAAGGCUGUUGGUCGAGCAGGUUAA